GUGCGUCUUUUCGCUUCUCCUUUUCUGCCCAUCUUUUCCUUCACUGUCUCCUCGAUAGAAACGAAGCCGCGAGCCGCACAGUGUAGCGAGCCAUUCGUCGCCAUGGUCGUCCCCAUCGCCAACCUCUCGGCCGUCGUCGCCGGCGCGGCGCACGCGGCCAAGGCCUUCGCCGUGGAGAUGCUCCCGGCGGCCGUGACAAGGGAGGCCGUGGGUGCCUCAAUGGCGUGGCUGCUGCGCCACCUCUGGGCCUGGCUCGUCGCCGCGAGAGGCGUGGCCGUGGAGAAUCUCCCCGUCGCCGCCGCGGUGGCCAAGGGAGCGGCGGGGUCCGCGAUGGAAGCCUCCGCGCCAUGGCUGCAAGUGGCGGCGGAGUUCUUGCACGGCCUAUAUGGGUGGAUGCUCGCGGCCGUCGCCGUCGCCGUCGAGAGCCUUCCCGGCGUGGCCAAGAGCACGGUGGAAGCCUCGCAGCCAUGGCUGGCAGCGGCGGCGGAGCUCCUGCAGGUGAUUUACGGGUGGCUGGUUGCGGCGAUUGCGGUCGCCGUCGAGAAUCUCCCCGGCGUGGCGAAGAACACGGUGGAGUACACGGUAGAAGCCUCGCAGCCGUGGCUGGCAGUGGCGGCGAAGCUCCUUUGGGGACUCUACGGGUGGCUGGUCGCGGUGAGCGCUGUGGCUGUCGAGAUGCUCCCGGACGCGGCCAAGAACGCGGCGGGGUCGGCGGCCGAGGCGUCGCAGCCGUGGCUGGCAAUGGCGUCGAAGCUCCUGCAGGCGCACGACCUCUGCGGACGGCUGGUCACGGCCGGAGACAAGGUCGUCGAGAAUCUCCCGGAAGCCGCCGCCGCCGCCAUGGGAGGAGGAGCGCAUUGCUCGGCGGAUGCCACGCCCAUGCCUACGCAUGGCCACGGCGGCGUCGCGGUGUAUGCGCUCCUGGCGAUCGCGCUCCUCGCCGUGGCGUUCCUCGGCGGCGCCGUGUGCGCCCUCACCUGCCGGACGAUGAAGGGCCCAGGGCUCGGCGGUGCGCGCGUCCCCCGCGCCGUGUUCAGGGCCAGCCCGAGGCGCUACUACGCCGCCGUCCGGACGGCGCGGAAGGCUCGCCGCAGCGCCUCGGGGAUCGGGUGGAAGAACCUGGUCGCCGCCAUGUCGCUCGCCGUCGCUGCUUGCAUUGUCUAUCUGGGUGCCAAGAUGUUGCACUGAAGCAGCUUGAAACCUUAGUUCAGAGAUGACCAAAUCUUAUGGAGAAUUUUGCUGCUGCUACUAGUUAAGUGUUAAGUAGUUAAUAGUUCAGAAUCGGCGAGCCGUUUAGAUGCAGUAUGGUGCUAAUAAUGGUACAAUGUUAAUUAAGCUGCUCCUGUGAUGUUCACUGUGUUGGAACUAAUGGUGAAGCUAAUGAAACUGUUGAUUUUGCUCA
This is a messenger RNA of Oryza sativa Japonica Group (Japanese rice), 1402 nucleotides long. RefSeq lists its product as uncharacterized. The record is from RefSeq and is a predicted model, not a curated record. NCBI's taxonomy places the organism in Eukaryota, Viridiplantae, Streptophyta, Magnoliopsida, Poales, Poaceae.